AUGGCCGCGAGAGUUAUCCGUGCACCGGAGAGUUUUUUCGAGCCUCCGGAAAGGUACAGCGUCCCUUCCUCCUCGGCAAUUCACUAUCAGCGUUCGACGGAAUUUCCUGACGGCGAUUACCACCCCGCUGCGCAUCCCGCCGCGAAUCCCGCAGAUGCGCACUGUAGCUCGGCGGCUCAGCCUCGUUUUAUCGCACCGCCUCUCGACGCUAGCUGCUUUCAAUCUCCGACGUUCGAUUGGUCUCUGUCAACUUUUGACGGAUCUCCGUCGGCCCUUGACGAUUAUUCGUUCGAAGCCGAGAAUCUAGCCAUUGAGGCAUUCCAAAGCUCAUCUCCGCACUCGUUGUUACCAAGUUACGCCAGCCACGACUUCGCCGAGCGCGACGCUGACGGGUUCGCGGAUCCUGCGCGCCACCGCUAUCCCUCCGCGGCGUCGUGGAGCGGCGGAAACUUCAACGCGGCUCCGUUUCUGCAGAAUCCUUCCGCCAACCGCCGCGCCCACCGCGCCUCCCGCGGCUUCUGCGUCUCCCGCAUCUCCCGCGCAUCCCCCCGCGGCUCUUGCGUCGUUCCCCGUGCUUCCCCCUUUGGCUCUUGCGUCGUUCCCGGCUCCUCCGCCAGCGAUUGUGCGACGGUAACGACACACUUCGGCGACACUGUCGCAUGGCGCCGGGACGGUUGCGUCGCCGCCCCCAGCCCAACCCCGGCGGUUUCCGCGGCGGCGUGUGCGCGCGGGAUGAUCGUACAAGCGGCGGGCGCGCGGCGGCGUCCCGCCAUCGGCAUCAAAAAGCUCCGCGAGUUGGAGGCCGCGAAGCAGAGAACCGCCAAUCAAGCGGCGGCGUCCGCGGAUGCGCAGGCGCACGCGCCGGCGCACGCGCAGGUGGCGGCAGCGGCGGAAGCAAAUGCGGUGGCUGUGGCGCAGGCGGAGGCGGUGGCGGAGGCAACUGUGGGGACUGCGGCAGAGGAGGUGCCGCAGCUGCGCGCGACGCGCACCGUUCGACGGCCGUUACAAGCGGCGAGGAGCAACUCCACGCCGCCGGAAGUGACGGAAAUGGCGGCGAUCGCGGCAAACGAAAGGGGGAGGACGCACUGUGGCGCGGAAGCAGAGCGUGCAGGCGACGCCCCGGGGGAGGCCGAAGAGGUCGGGGGAACCGCGACGAUGAUGGCGACAACGACGUGCAUGGGCCACACGGGAAGCCGUUCCCGGACGAACCGGGAGGAGCGAGCCGCGAUUCUCGGGCUUGAUUCCACGUCAGCGCCUCCCGAGAUGGGCGAGUACGAUAAUCGCCGCGAUUCCCGGCUCAGCGCAUCGAACUGUCGCGGAGCCCCCGCAAUGUUCCCUCCUCCCGUCGCACGACGACGUCCGUCGCUCGAGUCGCUCGAGUCGCCACACCAAGCGAGCAGCUCCCGCUCUCCGAGUCAGUCGCCGUCGGUUCAGCACGCUCCCUCGCUUCAGUCACGCUAUAGUCUCCCUCCGUUACAGUCGCACCUGCACCGCCAUCGCAACUCGCAGUCGCGGUCCCGCUCUCCGUCCCCGUCGCCAUCCCCGUUACAAUCUAAUCGCGCAAGGUCCCCGUUCCAGGCACCACUACACCGUCAUUCGUCGCAGCCGUUCGCCGAACCGUUCGCGAAUUCGUCACCGCAGCGAUUUUCCGAGGACUGGUUACGUCCGAUUCGCUUGAAGAUCAGCAGCCUGGAUCGCACCAAUCUGCUGUGUCUUCUCACCGGCACAUGCGACGUGGCAGCCUCCCAACCGCAGCUUCGUCUCGCAUGA
Closterium sp. Yama58-4 is the source of this 1770-nucleotide messenger RNA. The record is from the annotation of a GenBank genome assembly. Lineage: Eukaryota; Viridiplantae; Streptophyta; Zygnematophyceae; Desmidiales; Closteriaceae.